This is a messenger RNA of Carica papaya (papaya), 1412 nucleotides long. RefSeq names its product Remorin family protein. The record is from RefSeq and is a predicted model, not a curated record. Lineage: Eukaryota; Viridiplantae; Streptophyta; Magnoliopsida; Brassicales; Caricaceae.
ACACCAUCAUUAAUAUUAUGGAGUUUCACUUCAAGUACUUCUGCUCUUCUUGAAUUCUCUUAUUGACUGUUCGUGUGGUUCGUAUUCCUUCACGUACUAUUCAUACUAUGCAUGAUCCUUCCACUCUCCCACCAGUUUUCGCCAUUUUCAUUUCUCCGUCUUCUUCCUCCAACGCGGACUAAAACCCUGAGCCGUCUGUCUAUAUGUUAACCCUGCAAAGACCCAACACUGGCGUCCAAAGCGACAAUCAAGAAGAAGAUGACCAACAAGUCAGAGACAUCCACGCUUUAACCCCGCCUCACGCCGCCGCCGCCGCCAGCCGUACCCGUUGGGAUCAGACCAGCCGCCGAUCGUCCUCCAUGUCCAUGACCAGCGAAGCUGGAAGCUCCACCGAGAAUUUCACCACCAUGAGCAGAGAAUUCAACGCUUUAGUCAUCGCCGGCUCCUCCAUGGAUAACAGCAGCAGCAACAACAACAACGACAUGCUCACCAACGGCGACAACCAGUACUUGUCCAGGAUUGGAGAGGAAGAUGAUCGUGAUCAGGAAUUGGAGACCAACCCUUUGGCCAUCGUGCCCGAUAAUAGCAGCCCACUUGACCGGGUUCCGGAUCCGGUGCUGGUCGGGGGUGGGUUGGCGGGUGGCGGGAAUGGUGAGGUGGCGACGCCGUCGGUGCAGAGGGUGAAGAGAGAGGAGGUGGAGACUAAGAUAACGGCGUGGCAGAACGCGAAGGUGGCGAAGAUUAAUAACAGGUUUAAGAGGGAGGAUGCGAUUAUUAAUGGGUGGGAAAGAGAGCAAGUGCAGACGGCUACUUCUUGGAUGAAGAAAGUUGAGAGGAAGCUAGAGGAGAAAAGAGCAAGGGCACUGGAGAAGAUGCAAAACGACGUCGCAAAAGCACAUAGAAAAGCAGAAGAGAGAAGAGCAUCAGCUGAGGCCAAGAGGGGAACCAAAGUGGCCAGAGUUCUUGAAAUUUCCAAUUUGAUGAGAGCCGUCGGUAGAGCUCCUGGCAAAAGAUCCUUCUUUUAAUUACAACAAUAAUAUAUAUAUAUCUAUAUCUAUAUCCAAUGUAAAUAUAUACAUAUAUAUCUACUGUAUAAGUCUGUCCUAUCUAUACCCCCCCCCCCCCCCAACAAGGGAUACUAGAGGUUGUGGACGUAAGACUUGCCCCAUUUUGGAGGGCUCCUUCAUCUUUUGGUUACAGGAGUAGCACCAUCUCAGAUGGGGCAGCAAAGAAUUGAAUUAUGAUUACCAUUAAAAUUUAUAAUUAGUUGAUUAAGCAUGUAUUAAGUACUGAGACUUAAUUUCAAGGCAUGUCUUGAGUAUUUCAAGUGUGUAAUUGGGAUUUUGGGUGAGGGUUUAUUUGGUAAUGGUGGUGAAAAAAGCAAAUUGGAAAUAUGAUUUUAUUUUACCUGA